AGGCCAGCUCAGAGCAGCUCGAGGUGGUGGAAGGUGUUGGGGUGGGAUGAGAUGAUCCUAAAAGUCCUCCCCAACCCAAAGCAUUGUUAAUUCUGGGAUAAUUAAGGUUCUCCGGGUGUGUUUUCCCCACUUUGGAGCGAGGGUGAGGCUCCUUCAUCCCAAAUUGGUCACGCCCGAGUUCAGCCGAGGCUGAGCUUUGUGUUUGAAAUCUGCCAGGCCGGGGAAAUGAGGCCUGCUGUUAAUUUAUGAGGGGAAAAAAAGCAGGUCAGCACGUCUGAAAGGUGCUGACAAGCAUAAAGCACCUGAGAUUGUCAAAAAAAGGGGGAAAAAAGAGGCUGGAAAUGGUUUUUUAUCCCCACGUGAGUGAAAUGUUGUGGCCGAGGUUUCGCAGUCAGAGGGAGGGGGGAAGAGGUGCCUGAAUUCAGGAAUUCUCAUUUCCUAAUCAAACACCCCUUGGAGGGUUUGACCUUCCAAAGUGGGGCUGUGGGAGCAGCUCUGUGGCUAUGAAAAGUGAUUUUUGUCCUUGCAGAGCCCCUCCAGAGCCACCUCAAGGUUCUCACAGCAGCAACUCCAGCCCUGAAGAUUCCAGGCUGAAAAAGCUGCAGCAUAAAAGGCAGAAAUAACAGAAAGUCAGAGCUGAAAAAGAGAAUGAUUCCAUUUAAAUAGAAUUAUUCCUUCAUCCACACUCUGCAGCCAAGGAGCUGGAGCUCUCCUGGCCCCGUGGAAGUGUGCCUGGUAUGGGUAAUGGUGUGAGAGAAGGUCCAGUGGAAUUCCAGAGGGAUGUGGAGCCCGUCACAGCCCGGAUUCCUGCAGAGGAUAACCAGGAGAAGAAGAAAGUGCUGAACUCCCUGAUGUCUGGGGCUCUGGCUGGGGCUGUGGCUAAAACUGCAGUGGCUCCUCUGGACAGGACAAAAAUCAUGUUCCAGGUGUCUUCAAAAAGAUUUUCUGCCAAGGAAGCGUACAGGCUGAUCUAUCACACCUACCUCAACGAGGGCUUCUGGAGCCUCUGGAGAGGGAACUCGGCCACCAUGGUGCGGGUGAUCCCCUACGCCGCCAUCCAGUUCUGCGCCCACGAGGAGUACAAGCAGAUCCUGGGCAACUACUACGGAUUCCAGGGAAAGGCACUGACGCCUUUCCCUCGCUUCAUUGCCGGCUCCCUGGCUGGCACCACGGCUGCCAUGCUCACCUACCCCCUGGACAUGGUCCGUGCCCGCAUGGCUGUCACGCCCAAGGAGAUGUACAGCAGCAUUGUCCACGUCUUCAUCCGGAUAUCCCGUGAGGAGGGGCUGAAAACCUUGUACAGGGGCUUCACACCCACCAUCCUGGGCGUCAUCCCCUACGCCGGCCUCAGCUUCUUCACCUACGAGACGCUGAAGAAGGUGCACGCAGAGCACAGCGGGAAGGCGCAGCCCUCGCCCCCGGAGCGGCUGCUGUUCGGGGCGUGCGCCGGCCUCAUCGGCCAGUCGGCCUCGUACCCGCUGGACGUGGUGCGGCGCCGCAUGCAGACGGCCGGCGUGCUGGGCCACAGCUACAGCUCCAUCCUGCUCACCAUGCAGGACAUCGUCAGGGAGGAGGGACUCGUCAGGGGCUUGUACAAAGGGCUCAGCAUGAACUGGGUGAAAGGCCCCAUCGCCGUGGGGAUCAGCUUCACCACCUUCGACCUGACGCAGAUCCUGCUCCGCAAGCUGCAGCACGGCCCCGGCCUCGAGAGGUAGUGGCUUUGUGUACAAAGAGCAGGUCGUUCUUCCCUGGCCUCCCACGUGCUCCUGCAGCUGGGAACUCGCCUGUUUGUUGGGGGGUUUUUUUCCUGUUGUUUUCGGAUUGGAUUUUUUUCUCCUUUUUAAUUUGGAAGCCUGACCGUUCCCUAAGUGAAAAAUUGCCGAUCCUGCAGAGCUGAGUCCUCCAAAGCAGCUGCUGCCUCAGCCUUGUGCUGGACUCUGCCCCCAGGAGUGGAGCCUCCCCACCCCACCUGUGCUGCUCCUGGCUCCUCACCUGGCUCUCCGUGGGCAGAGGGAAGCGGUGGCUGAUGGAAGAGGGGGCUCGGAGCUGUUGGGAAUGAACCCCUGGAUCUGGGAAGGGGCAGUUUUGUAGCUCCCUACAUUCUGCCAAGUGCAAUAUCCCAGUGUAGUCCGUAGGGAAUUCCAGAUUCCCCUGGGCUGUGGAAGCAGGGCAGAGCAGGCCCAGGACACUACACUUGUUCCGAAAGCUGAAUGUUUCCUCUGGCUGGGAACGCUGCCCUUUUUGCAUGGAUUUCCUUGCUUUUGGGUUGAGCUGCAUCAAUGUCCCUCGUUUGUGGUGUCCCUCUGAGAUUACCAAAGACUGGAGGCAGCAGAGGAGGGGAGUUCUGAGCCUUUUUAUAAAGGAAAUUUUCCUCUGUGUGCUGUCGGUGUCGCCGAGCAAGGUCUGUGCCUGGAUUCCCAAACCGGAUCCACUCCAGCUGCAUCUGUGUUUUCCUUCUGUGCUGCCCUGCCCUGGAGAGGCAGCGUUUUCCAGGGCUGCAGGCACUGAGGGAGGAGGUGUUCCAUCCUCCCAAACCCCCUUUUUUCAUUCAGUGUUAUCGCUGCUCUAUGCACCGUGGGAGAACAAACCCUGCUGCAGCCUGGGCUGUCCCCAAAAAAAGCUGUCCCUGGGAGCUGAGCCCGGCCCCUGGGCGUCCUGGUUGUCCUUUUUGGUACCUGCUGUGUAGGUCCUGUCACCUCUGUUCACUAACUCAUCCCCUCAGCUGUUUUAUCCCUAAAAUCCCCCUUGGAAUUUAACCCUUGUGGGCACCACAGCGCUGACCCUGCAGUGCCAAUCACUUCCAGCUGGGAUUCCACAGCCAACGGUCGGGAGUCUCUCAGUGUUCCUCUUUCCAAUCAGUUUUCAGGGAAAUGGAGAUUUUUUUGGUGGGUGAUCCAUCCCUCUGUUGAAUUCAGAAGUCAGAGCAGACUUCAGACUCCUCUGAUGAUAGAUUACACAAACCAAGGUGGAAAAAAUCCCUUUCCAGAGAGUCCAUAAUGUAAGAAAAAACCAAGAUUUACCUUAAAACCUGUCCUUUCCUGGUUGUUCUGUGCUUUAGCUGUUGUAGCUGGAUGGGAAUGAGUGGGAAUGGAAGGAAUUGCACAAGGGGGCAGGAGCAGCCUUCUCCUUUCUUUUUUGUCUUUGCACUUCUUCGGAGCACCAAGCUGCUCCUGAUGCCAAAUAUUUCCUUAGGAAUCAGGGGAUGUGGGAGUGGCACUGCAGUGUUGGCACACAGAUUGUCCCCAGCACUGGAACUGGGAUUUAACCUCAGCAAUUCUGCCCCUGAGCCCAGCAGGGCCACACAUUCCCUGAUUUACCUGGGAGUUAAAGACCCCUGGGGUUUGGGGAGGUGGUGGCCACGAAUUCUGUGUCAUUGUUUUGGGGCUGUGGAAAUCUCCCAGCUCUGCUUUCCCCUGGCUCUGCCCCCAUUUCUUUUCUCCAGUGGAGAAGCCAAUUUCCCUGCUCUAGUCCUGAUCCAGAGGGAGGAAUUCCCAGCAGUGUUUAUGUCCUCUCCCUUCCUUGUCCCCUCCCAGCUGGGAAAAGCAGGAUUUCCAGGAGCCUGGGAGUGCUGACAAGCUUUUCUUUUAAUCAGCAGCUGCACCUGAUUUAAAUUCAGAAUUUCAGCCAAUUUCCCCACAAGUUUUGCAGGCUGGGUGUUCGUCCAGGGGCAGAUCCUUGAGUUCAGCCUCUGAUGGUUUUGGUGCUUUUGUUUCUCAGAGUGUGUUGCUGCUUUGGGUUGGUUUAAAAAGCUUUUUUUUUCCCUUUUUUUCCCUUUUUUUUGAAUGUAGAAAAGGGGAAACAGAGUGUUCCCUUCCCUUCUCUUCUUCCCUGCAUGGAUUCACACACGUUCCAGAUUUUUUUCUGGGGUGUGCUGGCCAGGAAGAGCUCUGAGAAAGGAAACAAAACAGGAGUUUUUCCCUUUUUUUUUUCCUUUUUUCCCUUUCCUGCAAUUCCCUAAUUUUUCAUUUUCUUCCUCUCAAAUUUAAUUCCCCACUCCCCUUUCUCACAGAUCCUUAAAGCAUCACCACCAAAUUUGUGCUUUUUGUUUUUCUUUUCCUCUCCCUCUUCCUGCACCUUGAGCCCCGCACUGGCACUUCGAGAAAACCAGGUCCAGAAAAUUGCACCCAAAACGUCAAAAUUGCAGCUUUUCAGCAUUUUUCCAACAGCCCAAGCACGUGUUCCCCUCACGGCCUGGAUGCUCCAGGCACUUCAGGCACCAGGGGAUGGUUUGGGGGAGCUUUCCUGAGCUCCUUGGCCCGUUUGGCAUCUUCACUUUGUACCUUCUGGGGGCUGAUUUCCCCCUCUAUUCACACUUUUUCCCCUUUUCCCCCCUUCUUUUCCCUUUUUCCCCUCCCCCCCCCUUUUUCUCUUUUCCCCCCAUUUCUUU
Pyrgilauda ruficollis (rufous-necked snowfinch) is the source of this 4387-nucleotide messenger RNA. RefSeq names its product solute carrier family 25 member 42 (gene SLC25A42). The transcript has 8 exons. Gene Ontology annotation, cellular component: mitochondrial inner membrane. The coding region runs from base 738 to 1715 and encodes 325 amino acids. The record is from RefSeq and is a predicted model, not a curated record. NCBI's taxonomy places the organism in Eukaryota, Metazoa, Chordata, Aves, Passeriformes, Passeridae. Gene Ontology annotation, biological process: transmembrane transport.